Messenger RNA from Achroia grisella, 794 nucleotides. RefSeq lists its product as uncharacterized. The transcript is spliced from 2 exons. The record is from RefSeq and is a predicted model, not a curated record. The coding region runs from base 78 to 794 and encodes 238 amino acids. Lineage: Eukaryota; Metazoa; Arthropoda; Insecta; Lepidoptera; Pyralidae.
UUAUUACCUAUGUAUUUCUUAACACGAAGUAAAAUCUCUUUACAAUAGUCGUCAUCACCGUCAAAAUAUUAAUGUAAAUGUUAUUAAAAUAUUUUCUUGACUGUAUAAUGCAGAAAAACGCCGCUGUAUUCACUAUCGUGUGUAUCUUGUUGUGUUUGGCUUUCAACUAUACUUUUCCUCUUCACAGAGGCACCAAUAUGAAAUGGCCAAUUACCCGGGUAUAUAGAAAUCAUUCUCAAUUUUGUAAAGCUUUACAUCACGUAGACAUUGCCGAAAGAACCAAGAAAAUGGCAAAUAAUGUGGAAAAUGCAAUGAAAAAAAUAAAACAUUCAGCUAGCGACAUUUAUUUGAACGGAAUAAAAAAGCUCCCUCGCAAAUUCAAGCUUAGUGAUGAUGAUUUUCGACAAUUCGAAUUGUCAGUUCUCAUGAAAAAGUAUCCCUAUUUAGAUUUAAAAGAGCUCGAGCAAAAAUUGAGCCCAUUGUCGAAUAAAAAUACAAGGCAAACUUAUCAUGCUCUCCAAGCUGAUUUUGGAAACGAUCCUAGUCUUUGUGAAUCAGAAGAAGACGUUAUUAAUGUCGAAAUAUCAAACAGAGGUCUCUCAGGUUUUUCUAUACCACCAAAACUUGUUAAAAGUGCUAGUAUAGAUGAGGGUAAAUUGAAUUUAAACAAUUUCAAAAGAAGGAUUGAUAAGGAUGAAAAUCUCCUAGACGUAUCGAAGACAUCAAAACGGAAUGUGUUGAAUAGUUUAAAAGAUGAUAUAAUGGCAUAUGAAGAGAAAAAAGAGAUAAAGUAG